Molecule: messenger RNA, 565 nt
Organism: Anopheles cruzii
Lineage: Eukaryota; Metazoa; Arthropoda; Insecta; Diptera; Culicidae
Gene: strat
Product: guanine nucleotide exchange factor MSS4 homolog
Exons: 2
Coding region: 88-477 (129 amino acids)
Biological process (GO): post-Golgi vesicle-mediated transport; small GTPase-mediated signal transduction
Cellular component (GO): cytosol; membrane
Molecular function (GO): zinc ion binding; guanyl-nucleotide exchange factor activity
Source: RefSeq, a predicted model, not a curated record
CUUUCCAUCCAACGUUCAUUUUUCAUCCUCGCUUUGUUACAUUCCUGUUUGGAAAACUUAAACCGAAGUUUUUCCCCCAACAGCAGCAUGUCCAGUGAAGAUACGUUAGUCGCGCCCACCUACACAGAAUUGGUCGAUGAAAGUUCACGCAAUAAAACGAGCGUAAAGUGCGAACGAUGCGGUUCCUUGAUGCUGAAACCGGCAAAUGCGGACUACACGGAUAUUGAAUUUGAACUCCCGGAAGCGCGGCAGAAAAAGCAAACGACGGCAAAGGACGACGAGGGUUUCGCGUGCCGAAAACUGAAACACUUUUGGAUGGUCAAGGAUAUGUACAUAUUCGAAAACAUCGGAUUCAGCAACACGGUCAACAACAAGAAGUACUUGAUAUGCGCCGACUGUGAAGCAGGGCCGGUUGGGUAUUAUGAUGUAGACACGAAGCAAUGCUAUGUGGCCCUCGAACGAGUAAAACACGAAUAAGUGGGACCGACACGGUCGUUUUGUGGUGUGAUGCAAAAUGGCAUAACAUGUGUCUAAUAAAAUGUUCUAAACUCCCACGAUCACAGGA